Molecule: messenger RNA, 1796 nt
Organism: Gastrolobium bilobum
Lineage: Eukaryota; Viridiplantae; Streptophyta; Magnoliopsida; Fabales; Fabaceae
Product: UDP-glycosyltransferase 73C11-like
Exons: 1
Coding region: 52-1560 (502 amino acids)
Molecular function (GO): UDP-glycosyltransferase activity
Source: RefSeq, a predicted model, not a curated record
AGACACGAGUGAGCAACAUACUAUUCAUUAUCCUCUUGUAUAGUAGUAGCCAUGGUUUCUCAAGCAAACAAUCUUCAUUUCAUUUUGUUUCCUCUAAUGGCUCAAGGCCACAUCAUCCCUAUGAUGGACAUUGCAAGGCUUUUGGCAAAGCGUGGUGUGAUUGUUACCAUAUUCACAACACCAAAAAAUGCAUCACGUUUCAGUUCAGUUCUUUCUCGAGCUGUUUCAUCUGGCCUCCAAAUCCGAAUAGUACAACUCCAUUUUCCAUCAAAACAAGCAGGACUUCCUGACGGGUCCGAGAGUUUUGACAUGGUAACAUCAAAAGAAAUGAUAUACAAUUUCUUCCAUGCAAUUAGCAUGCUCCAAAAGCCAGCAGAAGAAUUGUUCGACACAAUUACACCAAAACCAAGUUGCAUAAUCUCUGACUUUUGCAUUCCUUGGACUUCUCAAGUUGCUGAAAAGCAUCAUAUUCCAAGGAUUUCAUUCCACGGGUUUUCUUGCUUUGCCCUCCAUUGCCUUCUCAAGAUACGUACUUCAAAGAUUGAUGAAAACAUCACUUCAAAAUCAGAGUAUUUCACUGUGCCUGGCAUACCUGACCAAAUUCAGGUUACCAAAGAUCAGAUACCAGGACCAUUGACAGAUAAAUUGAAGGACUUUGGGGAGAAGAUGCAGGAUGCUGAAAUAAAGUCAUAUGGUGUAAUCAUAAAUACUUUUGAAGAGUUGGAGCUAGCAUAUGUCAGGGAUUACAAGAAGGAAAGAAAUGAUAAGGUGUGGUGCAUUGGCCCAGUUUCACUCUGCAACGAAGAUGGCUUGGAUAAGGCUCAAAGAGGCAACAAGGCCUCUAUUGAUGAACACAUUUGCUUGAAGUGGCUAGAUUUGCAACAACCCAAUUCUGUGGUAUAUGCUUGUCUUGGAAGCUUAUGCAAUUUGAUUCCUUCACAACUUAUGGAGUUGACCUUGGCCUUGGAAGCCACAGAAAGGCCAUUUAUAUGGGUUAUUAGGGAAGGAAAUAAGUUUGAUGAGUUGGAAAAGUGGAUCAUUGAAGAAGGGUAUGAAGAAAGGACCAAGGGGAGAGGCCUUAUAAUUCGAGGUUGGGCUCCACAGGUGCUAAUAUUAUCACACCCUGCCAUUGGAGGAUUCUUAACACAUUGCGGUUGGAAUUCCACACUUGAAGGGAUAAGUGCUGGUGUGCCAAUGGUUACAUGGCCAUUAUUUGCAGAUCAAUUCUUAAAUGAGAAGCUUGUUGUUCAAGUGUUGAGGAUUGGCGUGAGCCUUGGGGUAGAGGUUCCAUUGAACUGGGGAGAGGAAGAAAAGGUAGGUGUAAUGGUGAAGAAGGAAGAUAUUAAGAAUGCAAUAUGCCUGCUGAUGGAUGAAGGAGAAGAAAGUAAAGAAAGAAACCAAAGGGCCCUUAAACUCAGUGAGAUGGCAAAGAGAGCUGUUGAAAAAGGUGGAUCUUCUCAUCUUAAUAUGACUUUGCUUAUUCAAGACAUCAUGCAACAAUCAAGUAGGGAGGAUAUAAAGUUGUCACCUGAAGAGAUACAAUUUACAUGUAGCGCUUGAUUCCCCUUUUUUUAUGAGAUAUUCUUUUUCUGAUUCUGUUAUUGCCCAUGUUUACUGUAACAAUUGGAUCCAUACUGCCAAGCAUAAAAUGUUUUCCUGUGUUGUAUCAUAAUUAGGAGCUGUGUUACCUGAAGAGGUACAGAAUACUUGUUUGUUAGUUGAAUUUGUUCAAUUAGUUAGUAUGAGUGUAACAUCCCGUUCUAGAACUGGUUUGUUAACAUCGCAUUAUGAUAUUA